UUUGCUGUGAGCUGCACACCUUCACUGGGAAGAGAGCAGAGCGCAUCCAGUGCGCGCUGACAGACUUAUGGAACAUUUUUUACUCUCAUUUUAAGUGUGAAGCUGUUUUUGCACGACUUUUUUUUGUACAAGUCAAAAAUCAAAGAGUUGGGCUGAUACUUUGCUGAAUUCAGGCUUGAAAAUGGGGGGAACAAGGUGGCUGUUGUUGGUCUCUCUGACAAGCCUGGCGGCCGUCACAAAUGCAAAGACUGUGAAGUAUCAGACGUUCGAGGAAGACGCCCCGGGCACAGUGAUUGGUAACUUAGCCAAGGACGUCUCCUCCACCUCCGCUUAUUCCUCGACGGGCUCCCGGUCCAAUUUCAGGAUGAUGAAACAAUUCAACUCCUCUUUCAUUCGUCUGAGGGAGAGCGACGGGCAGCUGAGCAUCGGGGAGAGGAUAGACAGGGAGCGAAUCUGCAAACACACCCUGCAGUGUCUCAUCGCUUUUGAUGUGGUCAGUUUCUCCAAGGAGCAGUUCAAACUCAUCCACGUCGAGGUGGAAGUCAAGGACAUCAACGACAACUCCCCGGAGUUUCCCCGCAAAGAGUCCAGCAUGGAGAUCUCAGAGAACACCGCCGUGGGGACGCGGAUCCCUCUAGAUUUCGCCGUGGAUGAGGAUGUUGGAGUGAACUACAUCCAAAGCUAUCAGAUCUCAGUCAACAGCCACUUUUCAAUUGAUGUGCUCAGCAGGGCUGACGGGGUUAAAUAUGCGGAGUUGGUGCUCAUGAAGGAGCUGGAUCGGGAGACUCAGGCUUCUUACGCACUGGAGCUGGUCGCCAUGGAUGGCGGGAACCCGUCCCGCUCCGGAACAACCCGCAUCAACAUCAAGGUGAAAGAUUACAACGACAACAGUCCUGUUUUUGACAGGAACAGCUUCUCCGUGGACCUGCCAGAGGAUGCUCCAGUGGGCUCCUUGCUGCUCGACCUGAAUGCGGAGGACCCAGACGAAGGGCUGAACGGUGAGGUGGUGUACGGCUUUGGGAACCAGGUGCCCUUAGAGAUCCGCCAACUCUUCAAAGUGGACAGAAAAAGCGGGCGGCUCACCUUGGAGAGGCCCAUUGACUUUGAAAGUAAGAACACAUACGAGUUUGACGUCCAGGCCACCGACUUGGGUCCGAACCCCAGUCCAGCCAUAUGCAAAAUUGUCGUGCAGGUGCAAGACGUUAACGACAACGCACCGGAGAUCUCCAUCACGCCCAUGACGUCAAUCACUGCGGGGAUAGCAUACAUCACUGAGGCGGCGACUAAGGAGAGUUUUGUGGCUCUGGUCAGCACCUCAGACAGAGACUCAGGUGCCAAUGGACAAGUGCACUGCACCCUUUACGGACAUGAUCACUUCAGAUUACAGCAGGCCUACGAGGACAGCUUCAUGAUCGUGAGCACCAGCCCGCUAGACCGUGAGAAAAUCCCUGAAUAUAACCUCACAGUUGUGGCUGAAGACCUGGGCUCCCCUCCUUUCAGGACCAUCACCCAGUACACCAUCCGCCUGACGGACGAGAACGACAACGCUCCGGUGUUCAGUAAGCCAGUGUAUGAGGUCGCCGUGGUGGAGAACAACGCACCAGGCGCCUACAUCACCACCGUGGUGGCACGGGACAUGGACAUGGGGCCAAACGGAAAGGUCACGUACAAACUAGCAGACAGCUACUUCAUGGGCUCGCCCGUUUCCACUUUCGUGUCCCUGGACCCCGCCAGUGGGUCUCUUUACGCGCUGCGGAGCUUCAACUAUGAGGUCAUGAAACAACUGGAGCUCCGUAUCUCAGCCAGUGAUGGUGGCUCCCCGCCUCUGUCUGGCACCGCCAGUGUCUUUGUGAGAAUUGUGGACCAGAAUGACAACACACCCGCAAUCACUCACCCGGCGCUCAACAACGGCUCAGCUGAGGUCCUCCUCCCCCGGGAUGCUCCGACCGGUUACAUCAUCACGCGGGUGGAGGCCAGGGAUGCAGAUGAGGGCAUCAACUCGGAGCUUUCCUUCGGGCUGGCCACCGGUGAACCCUCCGUGUUCUCUGUCAACAAAGUCACAGGGGAGAUCUACCUGAACCAGGUGCUCAGCCAUGAUGUGGACGACACCCUGAGCGUCACCGUGACGGUGAGCGACAACGGCAGGCCGGCGCUCACCUCCACAGCUACUCUGCACUUUCUCAUCAUCGCCGGCGCCCCACCGAGCGACCGCACCGUAUACCAGGCAGGCAGCGGGGGAGAGGUGACCGCGCAGUGGGACCUGUCGGUGGUGAUUAUCGUCGUCCUGGCGGGGAGUUGCACCCUCCUGCUGCUUGCCAUCAUCCUCAUCGCCACCACCUGCAACCGCCACAGAGGGGACAAGAGCGGAGAGGACAGCGACUCGUACGGAGAGAAAGGCACGCUGGAGCGAGGCAGGAACCACGUGGCUGGCAACCCGCUCCUUCCCCUGCACGCAGCCACAGGAGAGGCUGGCUUUGAGGGACACUCCUACAGCAGCCAGGCCGGGGGCUUCAACUCAGCCCACGUCGGGGGUAGCGACAUGUGCUCGGCCUCAGAGGACGGCAGCGAGGUGCCAUGCGUUUAUGACUCUGACACAAACAGCAAACCGAGGAAUAAACAUGAGGGAUACUCAACUCUGCCUGGCUAUGGCAACGGGAAGGAGGCUGUGAGGCCAAUCACCAUCUGGAAGGGCAACUCUUACACCACCAUCUCUGCCAGAGACCCCGCCUUCAGUGGGAAGGACAGCGGCAAGGGGGACAGCGACUUCAAUGACAGUGACAGUGAUGUGAGCGGAGACACUGCCGGCUUGAAGAAAGAUGGAGCUGUUCCCCCGAUAGGGGCCCAAAAUGCGUUGUGGGCUUGCACCAGUGAGUGUAAAGUCCUGGGCCACUCGGAUCGCUGUUGGAGCCCCUCGGCGGUGAGAGCCAAUGCGGCGCCAUCACCAGCACCGACCGUCUCCUCCUUCAGCAGUCAGUCCAAGACAGCCUCCCUGCCCAGAGACCCACACCGCAGGGACAACUACUACCAAGCACACAUACCCAAAACAGUGGGGCUGCAGAGCGUGUAUGAAAAAGUGCUGCACAGGGAGUACGACUAUGUCAUGGUCACCCCCACUCGGCCUAUCAGGGUCCAGGAGGUGUGCAGUGAUGUCACUAUCCCCGUGUACACACCCACCCCGACACACUGCAACGACGACAACUGAAACAGACUCUGCACAUGUGCUCUCACGUAAUUAUACUAUAUUCCAAAAUAUUUAAUUUAUGAUCCGCUGACAAUGAGAGUGAUGUAAAAAUAUAUGUGGGCAUAUACCUUCAUGUUUGUGCAUCUUUGUUUAAUGUAUAACCAAUUCAAUCACUUUUCUUCUUUGUUGGACGUGUAUUAUAUGCAAGUUUUGUACAUACAGAGAUUUUAUAUUUUUAUAAAUGCUAUAAUUAAGCAGACAUGUAAAAAAAAGAAAAAGAUCUUUAAGCAUGCUUCUAUUUAAAUCUGCCCCAGUCCUAUUUGGCUGGUACACUAAGAAUCAAGUUGAUAAAAACGUAUGAAAGAAUUUGAAUGUAAUAUGUCAUUGUACAGAAUUUUUUUAUUAUCACAAUAUUGUGACAAGAAAUAAACUUUUGAAA
Molecule: messenger RNA, 3620 nt
Organism: Dunckerocampus dactyliophorus (ringed pipefish)
Lineage: Eukaryota; Metazoa; Chordata; Actinopteri; Syngnathiformes; Syngnathidae
Product: protocadherin-8-like
Exons: 3
Coding region: 182-3202 (1006 amino acids)
Biological process (GO): homophilic cell-cell adhesion
Cellular component (GO): plasma membrane
Molecular function (GO): calcium ion binding
Source: RefSeq, a predicted model, not a curated record